Moneuplotes crassus is the source of this 1786-nucleotide messenger RNA. The record is from the annotation of a GenBank genome assembly. NCBI's taxonomy places the organism in Eukaryota, Ciliophora, Spirotrichea, Euplotida, Euplotidae.
AAUAAUUUAUCAGAAAUGGAACAAAAUAAAACAAGCGAGCAGAGCGAGUUAUUCCGCAUUGAUAAAACUUCAAACAAGAAUUCUCUAAAAGUAGAUGGUAGAAUUCAAAAUAGAACAAACCAAUUUUUAAACAACAAAGAUGCUGAUGAACUUAGAAUUAACAGAAGUGAGCACAAUGAAGCGAGCAGGAAAGUGAUAAAAACCCAAAAGUUUGCAAAGAACAGAAAUUAUAGGAAGAAAGAUCGAUCCGACACCAAUAUUAUCACAGGCACUCCGGCUGAGAAGAUUGAGCACACUAUUACCCAAGCUCAAUCUUUAUGGGAAGAAGGAAUGGACAUUAUGGAUUAUUUCCUAAUUUUGAGAGAUACCAAGUUUGAGCUCAUUGACUUUCCACUUCUUCAAGGACUGAUUAAAUCUGACAAAGAUCAUAACAUUUUAUUAGCAGUAGUUGGACUGAGAAAAUUGUUAUCUCUUGUUGACAAUUCUCCUGACCAGUGUGUAGUUGAUGCAGAUCUGCUCCCUCUUCUAAUUACUCUGAUAAGUAGAGAUGAUUUUCCUAAAAUUCAGUUUGAAGCCUUAUGGUGUCUGACAAAUAUUGCUAGUGGCAAAGCAGAGCAUGUCAAGGCUCUUGUUGAUAAAGGUACCAUCCCUGUCUUCAUCAGCUUGCUUGGGACCACCCACAGAAAUGAAGAUGAAACUGAGACCUACCACAACUCUCAUCGGCAGAACAUUGUAGAGCAGAGUAUCUGGGCUUUAGGAAAUAUUGCUGGUGAAGAUACUUACUACAAAGCGAUGAUUUUUAAAGAAGGAGCUCUGAAGCCACUCGUGAAUAUUCUCAAGAAUGCAGAACCAAACUCGAUGAUGACGAGGAAUUGUAUGUGGUGCAUCACUAACUUGUUGAUAAACAAGCCUUUUCCAACAAUUGAAGAGCUUGUAUAUAUCAUCCCAAUAAUCAGUAAGUGCUUGAAAAGUAACGAGAAAGAAGAGAUUGUUAUUGAUGGCAUAAGGUUUAUUACAUACAUCUCAUAUGCUGGCAAACAGACAAUUAAUAAGAUGAUAGAGCUUGGAAUCAUUGAAAUACUUAACUCCUACCUCAAAUUUGCUGAUGAUAUUAGCAAUGAGAUAAUUCUGCUGUGAGUAAAAACACUCGGGAACUUUGCAUCAGCAGAAGAAGAACAGACUCAGGCUAUUAUUGAUGCAGGGGUGCUGCCUCAUUUCCAUGACUUGCUAUCUCAUCCAGAUAAAACUAUUGUCAAGGAGGUUUGUUGGGCAUUAUCCAACAUCUGUGUUGGACCAAAUAAGCAUAUAUCAGUUUUGAUUGAAUUAGGAACCAUUAAAAAGUUGAUUGAAUUAGCUAAAACUGGUGAGCAUGAGGUCCAGAAAGAAGCUGCUUGGGCGAUAUGCAACUUAAUUUAUUGCAAAGAUAUCAAAAUUAUUGAAGAAAUUGCUAAAAAGGGAGGAAUUGAAGCUAUUUGCUAUAUUUUAAAGAACAUUGUGGACACUAAAAUAGCAGUCAUUCUGCUAGAAGGGAUUAUUAAAUGUCUUGAAGCUGGUAAGAGAGGCUUCAUUAACGAAAAUGGUGAAAAUGAAUUUGCUCUGAUUGUUGAUAAUUGUGGAGGGCUUAGUACUAUUGAGAGUUUGCAGAUCCAUCAAAACCAGUAUGUUUAUGAGCUCUGUUGUAAGAUUCUUGACGGAUAUUUUAUAGAAGAUGAAGAUAAUAGCAGUGUAGACUUUAAUAUCAUGAUUAAGCAAUUCUAAUUAAAUUAAUUAGAACCAUUUCAAUAAA